This is a messenger RNA of Drosophila albomicans, 562 nucleotides long. RefSeq lists its product as uncharacterized. Bases 89 to 442 code for a protein of 117 amino acids. The record is from RefSeq and is a predicted model, not a curated record. Lineage: Eukaryota; Metazoa; Arthropoda; Insecta; Diptera; Drosophilidae. The transcript is spliced from 3 exons.
CUGUGUAUAGCAGGCCUUUUCACUUACAACACGAAGUUCAAGUAAAUUGAAUCUCUUAGUGAAAUUUCCUGAAAUACUAUAUAGUAUAAUGUCGCCUUUGAAUGCUUGCCUCCUGAUCCCUGUUGUCGUCGCUUAUUUGCUGCUGCUGCUCGACAAUCAAGUUUGCGGCGACGCCAACUUUGCCAUAUUGAAUAACAAGAGCCUGCCGGGCAAGUGUUAUCUGGAAACGGACAAGGGUCCUUUGAUCAUUGAAAGCGAGCAGCUUGUGCGUCAUCCUCUCAAAUGUGAGAACAUCUUUUGUGGACGCGAGAGUUGGGCUUUGAUUUUCACUUGCUCACCAAGAAGUGUGCCCCAAGGUUGUGUAGUUACCGAUUAUAUUGAUAGCAAUGCUGCAUAUCCCGAAUGCUGUGAACGCGAUUGGGUUUGCAAUGACAUCGAAUAGAUACAAAAGUAUCUGUGUUUAUCUUACAAAUUUUAAGUUAACUAAGAAGUGUUUAAUACAUAUUUAAAUUAUAAAUACAGCAAAGGUUUACGAUAUGAUUUUAAAAUAAAAUAAAACCAC